AUGAUCGGAUACCGCGGUCGCGGUCUUCGGACACUGCAAGCCGUAACCGUAUUAGUGUACACAGCGUUUUGCAUUCAAACAGUCCAACCGGCGUGCAGUGAUGAUAAUACCGCAGACGGUGGUAAUCGUGUAGAAAUGCUCAUGUGGCUAACAGAUCCAUGUCGGUACGAUCGUUGGACAAGACCAAUACCACCAGACGGUAACAGUAAAACCGGAACACCUACGCGUGUGUCUGCUCGAGUAUAUGUAUACUUUUUAGGAUCAGUAGAGGCCCAACAGUUGCAUUUCACUGCCCAUUUAUUGAUACGGUAUCGGUGGCGGGAUGAUCGGCUUGUACAUUCUUCUUCAAAGUCUUCUAUACAGGGCGAGAACAAACUUAAGGAACGGGUAUGGACUCCACAUGUUUACAUCGUCAAUGAACACGAUUCAAACAUAAUGGGAUCCGGCCGUCAAGACAUACUAGUCACGGUUCAACCGGAUGGAACAGUUUUGUAUUCAGCUAGGUUAAAAGUGUCGUUAUUAUGCAUGAUGAAUUUACAAAAAUUCCCAUUUGAUCAACAAACAUGUCCUUUGAUACUGGAAAGCUGGACUUAUAACAAUACUCAUUUGGAGUUGGUGUGGGAACACGAUUCUCCUGCUGUACUGAAUAGCAAUUUGCGAAUGACUGAAUACAACUUAGUGUCAAUCUGGACAGACGAAACGGUCAGUGAAUACGCGUUGUUACCGUCUGAAGAUAAACACGAUAAAAAAAAAGAAUAUUCACCAUUAUCUGUUGAACAUGUACACUACUAUGGAAAAUUUGCUGGGAACUAUAGUCAGUUAAUAGUUAACUUUGAAUUAGAACGUGAAGUUGGUCACUACAUAAUGGACUAUUAUGUACCAAGUAUAAUGCUUGUAGUUGUAUCAUGGGUAUCUUUUUGGUUAGACCCAAAUGCAGUACCUGGUCGCACAACAUUAGGUACCAGUACAAUGUUAACAUUCAUUACACUGUCCAGAAACAUCGGUAGCUCGUUACCAAAAGUUUCUUACAUUAAAGCUACUGAGAUAUGGUUUAUUGUGUGCACGGCAUUCAUAUUCGGUUCGUUGGUUGAGUUUGCAUUUGUCAACACCAUAUGGAGACGGAAAACAAACGUGGAACUGAAAAAAGUCAAUAGUAAACAUAUUUUUAAGUCAACAUUAACGCCUCAGAUGCAACGCAAGUCAGUAUCCGUGGACAGCGGUAUUGACAGAGGUGCUACCGGUGCUAGUCCAACAGUGAUGAGUGGAAAAUUAAAUAGAAGAGAUAACAGAUCAAGGAGUUUGCUGACUGUUGGUGAUGUGGGCCCUGCCGUAUGCACCAAUCCAGAGCCUCUUGAAAAUUUUAGUAUCCGGGUACCAUCGUUGAAUGAUAAUAAGACUGGCAGUGGUGGAGGUCUGUUUACAUUAACUCCACAAGAGAUUGCUCAAUGGAUUGAUCAACGCAGUCGUAUUGCAUUUCCUGCAGCUUUUCUAGUAUUUAACUGUUUCUAUUGGCUUUAUGUAUAUGUUUGA
Molecule: messenger RNA, 1530 nt
Organism: Macrosiphum euphorbiae (potato aphid)
Lineage: Eukaryota; Metazoa; Arthropoda; Insecta; Hemiptera; Aphididae
Source: the annotation of a GenBank genome assembly